Haemonchus placei is the source of this 837-nucleotide messenger RNA. Lineage: Eukaryota; Metazoa; Nematoda; Chromadorea; Rhabditida; Trichostrongylidae. The record is from the annotation of a GenBank genome assembly.
AUGGGAUUACAUUUGGAUUAUCCCCUUCUCAAUCAACAUUGGUCUCGUCGAGCAAUCAACGAGGGAAAGCUUCAGGUGCUACCGUAUAUGAGGCUUGCCACUUGCAUAUUGGAAGAAUACCAUGGAUCCCUAGGCGACGUUAUCGGGCAUCUACCGAUCGGAGGUAGGACGAAUGGUACGAAGCCGGAUACUCAGCUUCGAGUUGUGAAAGGAAAUGAUAUUGCCCGGAUAGUACCCGGGUCAAAAGACUUGGUCAUCGAAAAGGAGCUCGACAGAGAUGAGGGUCAGAGUAAAUUCGAGUUGGUGGUGGAAUGCGUGUCUCAGAAUCUCGACAGCGACUUUAGUCAGCUCAACAUUUCUGUGUUCGUCACCGUGCAGGACGUCAAUGAUAACGCACCAGUUUUCGAUGCUCCGGAAUACAAUAUUACUAUCAAAGAAGAGCUACCUAAAGAUACGAUCGUCUUUACUGAUUUUGAAGCGACGGAUCGAGAUCAACCGGGUCCCAACAGUUUCGUACUUUACUCAAUAGCUGAUGGUCCUCACUCGGACUUACUUGAAAUUGCUGACCCUUUUCGUCCAGUUGUGACGAUAAAGAAUCGUAUCGACUAUGAAAAAAUUCGGAGUUUUGACGUUACACUCGAAGCUCGUGAUCAAGGCGAACCAUCUCUGUCGACAUCGGCGCCACUUCAUGUCACCGUUGAAGAUGUAGACGAUCGUCCACCGUAUUUCCAGCAUCAUUACUAUACGUCUCGAAGCAUAAAGAAAAACGACUUCGUGAUUUUGCAUCUUGACAUCCUGGAGAAACUGGUAACGCAGGUGGCUACUGGUCGUCUAUAA